Porites lobata is the source of this 942-nucleotide messenger RNA. Lineage: Eukaryota; Metazoa; Cnidaria; Anthozoa; Scleractinia; Poritidae. The record is from the annotation of a GenBank genome assembly.
AUGGUGGAAACAAACUUAACUGGAGAAGGAAUCUAUAAAACGUUCGAACAACUUUAUUGUUCCAAAGAACUGGCGGCCGGAAAGGUGAAAAAUAAUUUAAUAAUCUUGUGUGUGAUAAAUAUAUUCCUGUCUAUUACCGCAUCUGUGGGGAAUACUCUGAUUCUAGUUGCUCUGCGCAAGGAAACUUCACUUCAUCCGUCGUCCAAACUCCUGUAUCGUAACCUAGCGAUUACUGAUCUCUGUGUUGGUAUCAUCGUGGAGCCUGUUAUUGUUUGUUACUGGACAUCGCAGGCGAUGGAACGAUGGGAUAUUUGUCGCUACGUUCUUGUUUCAAAGUAUGUGAUCGGCUUUAUUCUGUGUUCAGUAUCUUUGAUGACAGUCACUGCAUUAAGCGUGGACAGACUUCUCGCCUUGUUGCUGGGUCUCAGAUAUAGACCAGUUGUAACUUUGAAAAGAUCAUACGCAAUUAUAACCAUCCUUUGGGCUAGCGCCACUGUCGCUGGAACAAUCUACGUUGUGCACCCAUUUGUAACUCGCUGGAUCGGUAACGUAGCUAUAAUACUCUGUUUGAUCACUUCGAUCUUCUCGUAUUCUACCAUUUUCUUUACUCUUCGUAACUACCAAAUUAAGCCACAGGAACACGUCUCGCAAGCACAGUCACCUCAAGCAAUUCCACUGAACAUGGCUCGAUACAGAAAGGCAGUAUCCAGUGCAUUAUGGGUGGAAAUAACAUUAGUUGUUUGUUAUCUGCCGUAUGUUGUUGCGGUACUCUUAACGCCUAAACGAGAAUUAUCUUUGCCACAUUACCUUGCUAGACAAUUUGGAGCUACCGUCAUGCACUUAAACUCGUCGUUAAACCCGUUGUUGUACUGCUGGAAGAUCAAAGAAGUUAGGCAAGUGGUGAAAGGCACUCUAAGACAUAUUUUCUGUUCGUUUGUUUAA